Porites evermanni is the source of this 1077-nucleotide messenger RNA. The record is from the annotation of a GenBank genome assembly. Lineage: Eukaryota; Metazoa; Cnidaria; Anthozoa; Scleractinia; Poritidae.
AUGAAGGUUCUUGCAAACAACUGUGUCUCCAAAAUUGAGAUCCCAGAAGGAGUGAACUACAGUGGAAAUGGAGUUGCUUAUAACCCAGUCUUGGGUUUAUUUGUGACUGUUGAUUGCGACGAGGGAAUCUCUGUGUGGAAUCCUGUUAGUAGAGAAUUGAUGGCCGAAUGCGACCUCGGUCCUGAUGGAGAUCUCAACAUGACCUUGCUGCCUGGGAAUCGUAUUGCGGUGAGCCAUUCAGAACCGAAUCACUGGUCGUCAGUUGAGAUUUUGUCUCUUGAGGAAGACACUUUUGGGAAUUCACCUGAACUUGAUUUAAAAGUGCCUUCUUUAACCUGUCCUGGAGUGAUCGCUUUGACCCCGCGAAAGAGUCUUCUUGUGGCAGGUUCGGGGCAGAUGGCUUUUAAUGAAAUAUUCAUUGACUGGAACAAUUCGAAAGUCCUUAAAACGAGAGAACUUUGUGUUCCACUUCCGCCACUUCGUGAAGGAUGUGGAGAAGUUAGAAUGCUAUGCUGUUCUCCAGAUGGCAAGGUGAUACGAGCUGAAUACGACAAACAUGCCCUUUCUUCGUUAAUAGUAACAAAAAUAUGUCCUAACAGCGAACAAAAACACCAAGGAAGCGAAGAAGAAAAUGAAGAGAAAACAGAAUUAGAACAAAUUGAAAUGCAAGAAGAAGCAACGAUAAGUUAUUAUAUGCUGGAUGGAGAAAAGAACAAGAUUGACCAUUUGAGGGGAUGUAUCCAUGAUGGGCAAAAUUUGAUCAUCGCAGAGGGAGAGAAAAUUGUGUUGUUGGAGUCGUUAACAGAAGGCAGCAAUGCACAUCUCCUUGUAUCAGGUUUAAAACCUGCUGUGGAAGGUUCACGAGAGGAAGUGGGGCUAAAUUUGAAUCACAAAGGACAGUUAAUGGUGUGUGAUGACAAAGAAUUUAUUAAGGUUUUUGAAUAUAAGUGUAGUCCAAGGUCCCUACAAGAUAUCUGCAGAAGUGCCAUUGUGGAUACAAUUCAAACUGGUUACAGUGAUAAAGUUAAAAGCAUGACAAUCCCAUCAACACUGAAAGAUUACUUGCUUUACAAGUAA